GCCUGCAAAGAAAAAACUUGAAGGCAAAGCUAAAGCCGGGAGUAUACCGGGGGAUACAGGAUCUGUGGCAACCGCGACUAUGGUUCGGUGCCAAAUGCCGCCGCGCGCCUGCAAGAGCAAGAGCCAGAGCGCCGCCAGGCCCAGUCUUAGUCCCAGCCGCCUGGCCAAGAAGCCCAGCCUGACGCCGACCACCGGUUCUCAGGCGCCAUCGCAGACCAUCGCAAAGUCGAGGCCCACCGGUCUCGAGACGAUUUUUGAACGGCCCGGCAAUGAGGACGACGGUCCCACAAGCAGCCAUGCCGUGGCAUUCGGCGAGUGCCAGCGCCGCGUCCUCGCCCUGGGUACGGGCGAAAAAAAAAGAACCCUGUCGCAGAAGAGCUGCCUGAAGGUGCGCAACACCUUGGGCGAACGCAGCACCCGGCACAUGAUGACACUGCGGGCGUCCCGCACUACUUUGGACAGCGUAAUGCUCGGGGGCUCGGACGAUGAAGGCGAGUCGGUCGGAGUCGCUCCCGCAGUCGCUCCCGUAGCUGCUCCCGAAGUCGUUCCCGCUGGAGGAAAUGCCGGUACAAAUCAGCCGGCACCAUUCGUGCUGCGCACCAGCAGGAGGCUCAAGAGUCUGCCUCCGUUUUAGAUUGUUGCACCUUCCACCCUCCAAAUGAAAGAAAAAGAAUAAAGAAAAGAAAAGCAAAGAAAAGAAAAACCCUCUACAGAAUGUCUCUUUUGCUCUCAUUGUAAAUUGAAGCGCCUCUUUCGGCGGAACCUACCCCAAGAGCGGAAAGCGGAGAUCAAUUAGAAUUGUGAACCCCAAAGCGA
Drosophila miranda is the source of this 816-nucleotide messenger RNA. Its product is annotated as protein tantalus-like. Bases 80 to 634 code for a protein of 184 amino acids. The transcript is spliced from 2 exons. Lineage: Eukaryota; Metazoa; Arthropoda; Insecta; Diptera; Drosophilidae. The record is from RefSeq and is a predicted model, not a curated record.